Molecule: messenger RNA, 2242 nt
Organism: Schistocerca piceifrons (Central American locust)
Lineage: Eukaryota; Metazoa; Arthropoda; Insecta; Orthoptera; Acrididae
Product: aromatic-L-amino-acid decarboxylase-like
Exons: 9
Coding region: 101-1771 (556 amino acids)
Biological process (GO): amino acid metabolic process
Molecular function (GO): carboxy-lyase activity; pyridoxal phosphate binding
Source: RefSeq, a predicted model, not a curated record
GUGGCUGCCCGCCCAAACCCGCGCCAAGUUCAGAGGGCUGUUAGCUGCACACAGGCACACUCUUCGCUCGCCUUCGAGACCCACACAGCACAACAGAGCCAUGGACAGCGCCGAGUUCCGGGUACGCGGCAAGGAGAUGGUGGACUACAUCUGCGAAUACAUGGAGACUCUGGGGUCCCGGCGCGUCACACCCAGCAUCGAACCGGGCUACCUGCGACCACUGCUGCCGGAGGAGGCUCCGCAGGAACCGGAGGACUGGGAGAACAUCAUGCGGGACGUCGACUCUAAGAUCAUGCCCGGGGUGACACACUGGCAACACCCCAGGUUCCACGCGUACUUCCCGUCUGGCAACUCGUAUCCUUCAAUUCUCGGAGACAUGUUGUCCGAUGCUAUCGGCUGCAUUGGAUUCUCAUGGGCUUCAAGCCCAGCCUGUCAGGAGCUGGAGACUAUCGUUCUGGACUGGUUCGGCAAGGCUAUUGGUCUUCCCAAGACUUUCAUAUCGAGCGCGGAAGGCAGUAAAGGAGGAGGAGUCAUACAGUCGUCUGCGAGCGAGUGCAUCCUGGUGGCGAUGUUGGCGGCGCGCACGCAGGCCAUCCGCGUGCUGAAGGCGCAAGCGCGCGAUCCGGACGCCGAGGACAGCGUGUUCCUGCCGCGGCUGAUCGCCUACUGCUCCCGGGAGGCGCACUCAUGCGUCGAGAAGGCCGCCAUGAUCAGCCUCGUCAAGCUCCGCGUGCUUGAGCCCGACGAGAACGGCAGCCUGCGAGGCGAGACGCUCAGGAAGGCUCUGGAGGAGGACGUGGCCGACGGAAGGGUGCCUUUCUUCGUGUCGACGACGGUGGGCACCACGUCCAGCUGCGCGUUCGACAACCUGAUGGAGUUGGGCCCCGUCUGCAAGGAGUACGACACCAUCUGGAUGCACGUGGACGGCGCGUACGCCGGGAACGCCUUCAUCUGCCCCGAGCUGCGCUAUCUCAUGAGUGGCAUCCACUACGCCGACUCGUUCAACACCAACACCAACAAGUGGCUGCUCGUCAACUUCGACUGCUCGUGCAUGUGGGUGCGCGACCGCAUCCGGCUAACGUCAGCCAUGGUGGUGGACCCGCUGUACCUGCAGCACGACCACUCCAACCAGGCCAUCGACUAUCGCCACUGGGGCAUCCCGCUGUCGCGGCGCUUCCGCUCGCUCAAGCUGUGGUUCGUGCUGCGCCGCUACGGCAUCAGCGGCCUGCAGAGCUACAUCCGCAGGCACUGCCGCCUCGCCAAGCACUUCGAGGAGCUCGUCAACAAGGACAACCGUUUCGAGGUCAUGAACGAUGUCAAGUUGGGCCUUGUCUGCUUCCGACUGAAGGGCACAGACAGAAUCAACCAAGAUCUGCUGGCAGCUGUAAAUGCUUCGGGGAAGUUGCACAUGAUCCCUUCCGUCGUCAAGGGGAAGUACACCAUCCGCUUCUGCGUUGUCGCUGAACACGCCAACGAGGCCGAUAUUGAGCACGCGUGGGAGGUGAUCCAGGAGCACGCCAAGGACCAACUGGAGGCACUGCACAUCGAGAAGCUGCCGUCGCCGACGGAGGUGGCGCCCGGCAAGGGCGGCAACCCGCGCAAGCUGACGCGCCGAUUCAGCUUCACGCGCAGCGUCUCGCGCGAGGUCUUCAAGCGCUCCAUGUCGCGCUCCAGCCUGCACGACGGCGCCACGCCCAUCAUCGUGCCCGAGGACGACGACUACAUCGACGCCGACGACGUCUUCAACUCCAUCCCCAUCAAGGAGGAAUGAGCAGAGCACCGCUGCCGCCGCCGACAACCGGCCUUCUCACCCCCCACCGUUUAUUUAUUUUCCUCAUCCUCACUCCAUCGGCAGACUUUGUAAGGGAACGACAGCGGUUCCGUCGCGUCUCUGCGUAGGAGCCGACCUCGUUAGGAGGAGGUCGUUAGGAAAAUGGGGACACAGUGAAAGAGAACUUUCUCGGACAUUUUGGAAAGGAAAAGAAGGUUCUCGCAAAGGGUGUUUGUAAACAAUCGUGUUUCCUCGUUGCCCUCCUCGUGCUUGACUUUCACAUAAAGAAAUUUAAUUACUCGUGAAAUGUACUGACUCGGCGCAGCAAGGGACGCUGCUGUGAAGAAGAAAGCAUUUAUUCUCGUGGUAAUUACCACUCCUGUUUUCGAAACAGUAUCAGUAUUAUUUAUUAUUGAACAUUCCACUGUACUUACUGCAUGUUGAAAAUAAAAUAAAAAUGUGUUUUCUUAA